Messenger RNA from Nicotiana tabacum (common tobacco), 2171 nucleotides. Lineage: Eukaryota; Viridiplantae; Streptophyta; Magnoliopsida; Solanales; Solanaceae. The record is from RefSeq and is a predicted model, not a curated record.
AUCCGACCUUCCCUUUAUUUUUAUUGUUCUUAUGCUUUACUUUUUUAUUUUGUUUUCCUGUUUGUUUCUUCAGUUCACACUAUUUUCUUUUUUGUCAAAGCUUGUUAGAACGAAACGAGCUAAAACUUGGGAGGAAGGUUUUGCAGUGUAGAAAUUUGUUUGUUCUGAGAUUUUGGGUAUCUGGAAUAUGACUAAGAUAUUAAACUGAUGAAAACACAUAGGAAAAAUUAUUUAAGUGCUAGUUAGAAAAUGCUAAGGAAAAAAAACACAAAAAAACUGAAACUUGAUGCAGUUUUUUUCUUCGUUUUUUAGCAUAUUUUCCCUCCGCCGUGAAGCGCAGAAUGAUGUAUAAUGUUGAUUUAGCAGUUACACUAAUGAACCAAGUUAUUUUUGGCUUAUAUUGAGCUGGGUGGAUUUAGGUCUUUAUUUAUUCCAUUAAUUAUAUAUUUGUGCAAAUGUUUGAAAGCGCAUCUAUAUGGCAUAUAGCAUGUCCCCCUGUGUGAUGCAAUUUCUAUCCAAUGGAUAGGUACAUAAAAGAGCAGCCUACGCUUGAUUUAGAGGCAAGAUGAAAUCUACGGGGCAUUGUUUGAUUGCUUCUUUAACUCCUUUUCAUUCUGUUAUCCUGAAAAACCGUGGCAGAUUUUCAUCAAACUUCCUUUAUGGAAGUACAAGCAAACCAAGGACAUUGUGUGCUUAUCAUCAAAAGUCCAAACUCCCCUCUACUUCUCUGAUGGGUGCAGAGCGCUAUCCUCCUCCUUGGUUCAGUGUUGCCCCCAUGAUGGAGUUGACCGAUAACCAUUACAGAACUUUGGCCCGUCUUAUCUCAAAACAUGCAUGGCUCUAUACAGAAAUGCUUGCUGCAGAAACAAUUGUCUACCAGGCUGGCAAUUUGGAUAGGUUCUUGGCAUAUGGCCCUGAGCAACAUCCGAUAGUGCUUCAAAUUGGGGGAAAUAAUCUGGAGAACUUGGCCAAAGCGACACAACUGGCAACUCCUUAUGGCUAUGAUGAAAUUAACUUUAAUUGCGGAUGUCCUAGCCCUAAAGUAGCUGGACACGGGUGUUUUGGUGUGCGACUCAUGCUUGAUCCAAAGUUUGUUGCUGAGGCCAUGUCUGUAAUUGCUGCAAAUACAAAUGUUCCAGUGAGUGUGAAAUGCAGAAUUGGAGUUGAUGACCACGACUCGUACAACGAACUAUGUGAUUUUAUUUACAAGGUUUCUUCUCAGUCACCAACUCGGCAUUUUAUUAUACAUUCCCGGAAGGCAUUACUGAAUGGAAUCAGCCCAGCAGAUAAUCGAAAAAUUCCCCCGCUCAAGUACGAGUACUACUAUGCCCUCUUGCGUGAUUUCCCGGAUCUACAAUUUACGAUAAAUGGAGGCAUAAAUUCUAUUGAGGAGGUUAAUGAGGCACGUACAGAAGGAGCUCAUGGGGUUAUGCUGGGACGUGCAGCUUACAGCAAUCCAUGGCAGAUUCUGGGACUUGUUGACAGCGCUGUAUACGGUGCACCUCUGCGUAGCAUAACCCGGCGCCAGGUUCUUGAACAGUAUCAGGUCUAUGGUGAUUCAGUCGUUGGAAUGUAUGGGGGGCUUAAGCCAAGCAUGCGGGAUGUUGUCAAGCCUCUGCUCGGUCUAUUUCAUGCAAAUCCUGGAAAUGGUCCAUGGAAGCGUAAGGUUGAUGCUGCUUUCAAGCACUGCACGACAAUCAAAUCCCUUUUCGAGGAGACAUUGGUGGCAAUUCCAGACUGGGUCCUUGAUUCCCCCAUUACAGAAGUACCGUCUGGUAGUACGGAUAAAUUCAUCAAGGCGAAGAGUUUGUUGCCUCCUCCAUACACAGUUAAUGAAGAAGAAUUACUAUAUGCUUAAAUAUACGUGUUUUUUCAGUAUUAUGUAUUCUAAGUGCCUCAUAUUUUUGGGGAGACCAACUCUCUCCAAUGUAACCAGUUAAUUGUAAAAGUGAAAUGAUACAAACUCACUGCUGCUAUGAACCGGAAGCAGGUGCUAUUGACAUAUUUUUCUAAUUUUCUUUUAUAUAUUACAUAUCGAGAAAUGGAAAGGAACAGUGAGAAUCAAAGUCAUCUAUUGUGUAAAAGAUUGAACCAAUCCCCACUGAACUGUAAGUCUUGAUAACAUUAGAUUCUUGGAGUGACACAUAUCUUGGAAUUUUCAUUUAUACUCA